ACUAGCGAGAUCGUUUUAUCUCCCGUAAAGGGCUAUGGGCUGCUAUGGGUUUCGCGACGAGGGGGGCAGGGCAACGUAGAACAAGGAAAUGACAUAGGUAUUAUCGAUUCGCUAGAGCUCACGACUCACGAGUUAACGGUUUGUUUACACGAGCGUGGGGGAAAGUGCGCAUGCGCGGCAGAACCAAAACAAUAAUAAGAGAGUAGAAGGUUCGUGGCUGGCGGACGAGCGGUCGCUCAGCUUUGGGCGUACGAACUCUCUCGUAUCUUAAUUCAUGUGUGUAUAUGUGUGUGCGUGCGCGCGUGUGUGUGCGUAUGUUGUGUAUAAGCAAACCAGAGGAAGGAACGUUAAACUCGUACCUUUUCGAAACGAUCAGUGAAAACUCGUAACAGCGUUCCUCGAUUCUCCACGCGAUACGUGGAGCCAGGCUUGCGUCAAAACGUUUCUCGUUGUGCAACGUGUCUUUCGGCUUGAAUAACAAUAUGAUUAAGAAACGACGUUGUUAGAGGAACGCUGGAUCGAACAUCGAAGACUCGAGGAAAACAAAGUGGAAAAGUGCGGACGUCGCCGCUCCGAACUGUCUCGCGUGUGUUGUUGAUUCGAUUCAACGAAGAAGAAUCGACGAGUGUUGUACAUAGGAAAAGUUGAUCGUUCGACAUUCGAGAAAAGGAGAGGUCCGCGAGAGGGGGAAGGAUACAUCGUGCGUAUUUACCCAGUGAAUCACGCGUUCUAUGCGAUUACGAGACACGACGGGCUGCUACAGGCCAUCUAUGUUUAUACCAACGUUUCGGAAUACGUUUGUAAACAUUCACCGAACGGAGAGAGUCAGAGAAACCCCAGCACGCCGGUUGAUCGGUUUACCUGUCGAUCUGCGCGAGAUACGACGAUACGAACGUUAAGCUGUGCGAUACGAGAACGAGGAGAGUGAAGUUGCGUGUGCCAGCCGUGAGAGUUACGUGUGUAACUGGAAAAAAGAAAGAGCGAGGAGCCGAAAGAAAGAGAGAGGGCGAUAACACGUUGUCCCGUAGAGCAGAGCUUUAUUGUGAACCUUAUUCGAGCUUUCUCGCCUGUCGCAGACGUGGAGGUGUAAACACGUUCCUGGCACUGUCCUUCCAUCCUUUGGUACCUGAAAAACGGGGGAAAGUAACAUGCCAAGCGCCGAGGAGACCACGUAUUUAAUAGAAGUGAUGCCAGACACCACGCAGGACUUCCUCUCGCGCGACGUGGACCUCCUCGUCUCGCAGAUCAAAGAGAACCUGCGGUUGUCCAGCCUGAAGGCCAAGUCGAGCAUCAACAACAAAAAUCGACCUUCGCCCUAUCAAAUACCGUCGAGGUCGUGGGCAGACCCGAACAGUUGCGAGGUUUACGCGAGAAACACCGGUGUCCACGACCAUCGUCAUCAUCUAAGUCAUCACCACAAAAGACCCAACGCCAGGGAGGACGAUCCUUACGCGCUCCUGCAGGAGUUGCUCAGGGAAGGCGGACUGAUCAAGGAGGCUGUGAAGAGACUCCGGGCGAACCUGGACGAGCUCGAGAAUUCCGAAGAGGAGGACGAACCCGUGUAUCGAAGGAAACCGUACUUGUACGACUCCGAGGAUGAACAGUUGCAGCCAGUGUACGAGCUGUGAAAAUGAGUCCAACUGUAACGGAUUAAUUCUCGGUACGGAUCAGGCUCGAGACUCUCUGUUAGAUCUUGCUCGAUGUAAGCGUGUCCAAGUGUCGUGGGCUGCAUCGAAACAAAGUGCCGUGGGGUAAACGUAAUUAGCCGACAACUCACCUUACAUGGCCGUGUUUGUAAAUACGAUGAUACGUUGUUAUUCGAGGCAUCUAGCGACCGGCUUCGGCCGACUUCGGCCGCGAUCGCCGACCUAUCGACGAUCCGCGAAGCCUACGUGGAAGCCUGCGAAUUAUGGCUGCCCGUGGUUGCCUCGAUUCGAGAUAUUGGACUCGAUCUACGCGACAACGUUCCUCGUUUCCUCCGUUCAAACUUAUCCCUCCCUUUAAAUAGAAAUAGUUCCUGAGUGCUGCUCGCGUCUACGGUAACAGACGAGUUUCCAACGAUCGACUCACGACAUUUCAACAAAAGAAUCAUCCGUAACAGUGUUCGCUCAUCGGUUUUCUUUACAGCUUUCUAUUUAUGUCAUAUUUUCAAAGUUACGCAAGUGAUACGCAUGCCAGUAGCUAUUCGAAUAAACGAAACGUUAUCAGCCGUUGGGUCGUAGCAUAACAAACGAUAAGACGGUGAUCUAACCGUACAUCUAAAUGCGAACUCAUCUGUUACCUCUGUUAUACGAUUAUAGGUUCUGUAAUAACGUCGAGUACGAAUAUUAACCCUUUGGACUCGACGACGGUUUCAUUACAAAGAGGUUUAACGAUUCGUACAACUAAACCCUUUUAGCAUGAUCGGAGAGUACUACAAAGUGUACCAGUUCGAGUCAUAAACAAGAUAAACAAAGAAUGUCGCUUCCGAGUCGUCCAUCGAGUCCAAAGGGUUACAAAUCCUAUAGGGUGUCGUUAAAAAUUUCGCUCGAGACUGUCCAGUUAACUACUAGAGAAAUAAUAAGCAAAUCGUGGGAGAAAUGAGAAUCAAUCAACGAAACGGAACGCCUUUACGCGCAGAAGCAUCGCGACUCGAAGGGUAGUGAUCUCGUUUACUUGUUUCAUUGCGCACAACGACCGAGUCACUCGGUGGCGGUGGCAAACAGCAAUAUUCGUUGGUUGAGUUGUAUUCGAUUAUGGUCUAGCGAAUCGCCUUUCGUACAACUUUUCAAGUAUUUAGCAAACUUUGUUGAACAGACAACGCAUCGGUUUUGUUGUCGAGACAAAAGUACGCGAGCAACGCGAAUGUAUUAUCACGACGAUGAGUAGGUUUACAUUCGCUCUGCAUAUUUAGUACAUAGUUAUUUAUCACUAUCGAUUGUUAGCGACGUAACAAAUGCUGUACGCGCGUGUAAAUUUGUUGUGUACGAGGCGAGUAACUUUAAUUAUCGGACACUUUACAGUUUUUCCUUUGUCGUUUUAUAGAAAUUUCUCUGCAAUCAUCUGUAAAAUGAUUAAGGUACUUAUAGUAUUGAAACUUUAAGUCCAGCUAAGAAAAGGAUCGAGUUUAAUUAUGAAUUGAAUGUAUUUAUACUUAAUAUACAUAUAGUUUAGUAGUAAUGCAAUACAUAUCUGAAUCGAUUUAUUUUUCAUCCUAAACAAAGUAAAAAUUGUAAGGUGUCUGAAUAUUAAAGUUAUUCGUUGUACAUUGUAUGGCACAUGCGUGCUGGUCUAGCGGUAUUACUAUACCGCUAUAGUAUGAUUCAUUCGCGAUAUGGAACUUGAAGACACGACGCUGUAAUCAAUUUCCAAGUGGCACUGCAAGUUGUGUGAAACGGUUGUAUACAGUGUCGAACAUAGGUUGCAUUCGAAAACGCGAUCGUUCACUGAGCCGUUCCGUGAGCGGCUGAGUUCAACAAUUUUUUCGCUCUGUGCAGCUGUUGGCUGCUACCUGGGAGCGGUCACCAUGCUUGAGAGCGAGAAAUUUUUAGGCUCACUAAGCCGCCUCUGUGAGCGCUCACAGAGCGGUUCACAAUCGGUGAGUGGUGGCCUCUUGGAUGCAACUGUACAUAUUUCCAAUGACAGAUCUAGACGUUGCUUAACUCAUGUAUUAUACAUGACGAAUAAUAUUUAUCCUUCCGUUAUUCUCUUUACGAAGUAUUAAAAAAUGUAGAGACUCGAACACGAAGGUUGAGAGCUACGGAAACGUUACUAGUUAGAGAAACCUUGCAUAUAUUUCAUUUCAUUCAUGGAAGAUAAAAUUAAAAACAAAAAAAUUAGCAAGUUCAUACGGACUACGCCAUUUUUCGGGGAUAAAAGUGUUUUGUCCUCUAUGCUUUUGAAUAGUAACGAAAGUAAGCUGACUUUUUAUUUAUCUCAAAGAGAUACAAAUAUUCAGCGUUGGUUGGCACAGACUGAUUCUCAAAAUCAAAUCGAUAGUUUUGUUCCAAGAAUCGUUCUGUAUCAACGCUUAUGUCCGGCACUGUAAAUACACGCGUUAUCAAAAUCCACAAGCGAGAUAAACUAGCGAUCAACGCGUCAUGCAACUCCUGUAAUCGCGUUGGUUUAAAUGUCCGUUCCGGUGAACAUGUGAUUACGCGUAUGAAUGAGGAGUUAGCGCAUUUUUUUUUCAAUGCUGGGUGAUUGCAUAGAAAGAGUGAGAGAUUUGUCUUUAAAUUUACCGUUAUAGUGUAAAUUAAGAAAGCUAUACCUCGUUGUGAUGAUCGGAUUUUAUAUCCGACGAACCUUAAUUACGAAUAAAGAAAUUAAAAAUUGUA
Messenger RNA from Hylaeus anthracinus, 4316 nucleotides. RefSeq names its product GSK-3-binding protein-like. Gene Ontology annotation, cellular component: cytoplasm. Bases 1149 to 1628 code for a protein of 159 amino acids. NCBI's taxonomy places the organism in Eukaryota, Metazoa, Arthropoda, Insecta, Hymenoptera, Colletidae. The transcript has a single exon. The record is from RefSeq and is a predicted model, not a curated record.